CGCGUCUGGACCCGCCCCUACUCUUGUAACCUCGGGGGCGGGGCUGGGGAACCAUCGAGAUGCUCUGGCCGGCGAGCGGAUCUGAAAGGGCGGAAGUAUGCAGGGCGGGACGCAGAGGGAUGGGCGUGCGAAGCUGUUUCCGGCGGCUCGCUCUGUUGGCGGGUCCCAGACGCGCCCAGGCUGGGUGUCUGAGUCAAGGCAAGUGGAUCCCACCCUCCAAAUCUGAUGGUAGGAAGCCUGGCUGCCUGCAUUCCCCACUGGUUCUGUCAAGCCUCCACUUCCUACUUUGGGGAUCUGCCUUUCCACUGGGCCUGAACACAGUUCUGGCUUUGGCCCUCCCUGUGGCUCUUGCCAGGCUCAGUGUCUGAGGCAGUGAGUCAAUGUCUGCCCAGACCAGAGCCUAGCUGUGCCUGCUCAGUGGAGAGGAAUUAAGAUCACUACCAUGGACUAAGUCCCUUCUCUCCACCUAUGAUUUAAGAGCUGAAAGGACCCCAGUGACUCUAGUCCAAUCCUAUGGGUCACCUGCCUGAGAUAUGUUGUAGUCCCAGAUUGGAGCUGGCACCUAAGGACUUCUGGGGUGCUAGUGUGUGUCCUGAUUUCAGGAGGCGGUGACAUUUGGCGACGUGGCUGUGCACUUCUCUCGGGAGGAGUGGCAAUGUCUGGAUUCUGGCCAGAGGGCCCUCUACAGGGAGGUGAUGCUGGAGAACCACAGCAGUGUGUCUGGACUAGGUUCUGCACAGUCUAGCAGCUCCUGUUCUUCAUGACUGAGAAUGAGGAGCAGGACUGACUCCUGGCCAUGUUUCUAUCCUCUCCUUCUCUGCCUCACACACAGCAGGAUUCCUGGUCUUUAAGCCUGAACUGAUCUCUCGACUGGAGCAAGGACAAGAGCCAUGGGUCCUUGACCUACAGGGAGCAGAGGGGACAGAGGCACCAUGGAUUUGCCAGACAGAUUCUACUAUUAGAACCAAUCACAAGCAGACCUGUGAGUACAUGAACAUUCCCGAAAAGCAGAUUUCUGCCUUUGGAGACAAUUUGGAUUCCAAGGUCUUGUCAGAGAAUUGCUCAGAUAGCCUUGGACUAAGAGUGGGUGGCCCCCUUUUCCAGAAGCAUCAUCUCAGUAAUGAGACUAUGGCUCCCCAGGACACUGUCCAGGAGUGCAAGGAGCUACAGGCCACUGUUCUGGGUUCUCAGCCUGACGAACAGAGAGACAGUGUGAAAGGGACAUCAGAAAACUGUGAAGAGUGUGGUAGAGUCUUUAAACCAACUCUGAACCUGGAUCCAUAUCUGGAAGUGAGUGGACAGGAAAAACCAUACAGAUGUCAAGAGUGCCAAAAAAACCUAGUUGACUGCUUAGAGGAGACGCACACAAGUAACUGCCUUGGGAAGAAGCCUUAUGAAUGCAAGGAAUGUGGGAAAGUCUUCAGGCUGUGCUCACAACUCAAUCAGCAUCAAAGAAUCCACACCGGAGAGAAACCAUUUAAGUGUGUUGAUUGUGGGAAAGCUUUCCGUUUGAGCUCAAAACUGAUUCAACAUCAAAGAAUCCACACUGGAGAGAAGCCCUACCGAUGUGAGGAAUGUGGGAAAACCUUUGGUCAGAGCUCAAGCCUCAUCCAUCAUCAGAGAAUCCACACAGGAGAGAGGCCCUAUAGUUGUCAAGAGUGUGGGAAAGCCUUCAGCCAGCAAUCACAGCUGGUCAGACAUCAAAGGACUCACACUGGAGAGAGGCCCUACCCCUGUCAGGAGUGUGGCAAGGCCUUUAGCCAGAGCUCAACUCUAGCCCAGCAUCAGAGGAUGCAUAGUGGGGAGAAAUCUCAAAUGCCAAGAACUUCAGGGAACUCAAGUCUCAUUGCCCAUGAGGGAAAUCACACUGUAGAAAAGCCAUUCAAGUGUGAGGAGUGUGGAAAAGCUUUCAGAUGGGUCUCUCGCCUGAGCCAGCACCGACUGAUCCACACUGGAGAGAAACCUUACAAGUGCAACAGGUGCACCAAAGCCUUUGGUUGUAGCUCCCGGCUCAUUCGCCACCAGAGAACUCACACGGGAGAAAAACCGUUUAAAUGUGACGACUGUGGGAAGGGCUUUGUCCAGGGCUCCCAUCUUAUUCAGCACCAGCGAAUCCACACUGGGGAGAAGCCUUACGUGUGCGAUGACUGCGGAAAGGCCUUCAGCCAGAGCUCCAGUCUCAUUUAUCACCAGAGGAUCCAUAAGGGAGAGAAGCCGUAUGAAUGCACGCAGUGUGGGAAAGCCUUUAGUAUGAGCACGCAGCUCACCAUCCACCAGAGGGUUCACACCGGGGAGAGACCCUAUAAGUGUAACGAGUGUGGAAAAGCCUUCAGUCAAAAUUCAACCCUUUUCCAACACCAGAUAAUCCAUGCUGGAGUGAAGCCCUAUGAGUGCAGUGAGUGUGGAAAGGCCUUCAGCCGGAGCUCAUACCUCAUUGAACACCAGAGGAUCCACACUCGAGCCCAGUGGCACUAUGAAUUUGGAAACACGGUUGAAAGUAGCACCGUUUUGAAUUCUAAAAAAGUGAACACUGUAAAGAAAUUGCACCAGUGUGACGACUGUGACAAGAUUUUCAGGUGGCGCUCACACCUGAUUAUACACCAGAGGAUCCACACAGGAGAGAAGCCUUACACAUGUAAUACUUGUGGCAAAGCUUUUAAUCGGAGCUCCAGGCUCACUCAGCACCAAAAGAUUCACAUGGGAUAAAUCAUUCACCUAAAUGUCUUGGUUACUUCUCUAUUGCCGUGAUGACACUACAGCCAAGGUAUAAACUUUAAAAAGUUUAUUUGGGGCUUACAGUUCCAGGGAGCAUUCAUGGCCAUCCUGGUGGGGCAGGGCAGCAGACAAGCAGGUAGGCGUGGUGUUGGAGCAGUAGCUGAGAGCUCACAUCUUGAGACAGUUACUAAGCAGAGAGGACUAACUGGGAACAGAGAGUCUUUUGAAACCUCAAAGCUCACCCCCAGUGACACACCUCCUUCAAGACCACACUUCCUAAUAAUUCCCAAACAGUUCCACCAACUGAGGGCCAAGUGUUCACACAUGUGAGCCUAUAGGGCCGUUCUCAUUCAGACCGCCACACUAUAAAUAUGUAACUGAAUAAACCUGAAGCCUUAUUUUAUUUGAGUAAUUUAUGCUAUCAGAAACUUGAGACUGCUGGGGGAGAUUAAGAUUUGUUCUCAAAGAAUAUUCUACUUAUGAAAAUAGUGUUUUGUUUCUGGAAUGUUUGGCAUUCACCCAUUAAAUAAAGUGUGUGUCACACUCAAA
Myodes glareolus (Bank vole) is the source of this 3264-nucleotide messenger RNA. Lineage: Eukaryota; Metazoa; Chordata; Mammalia; Rodentia; Cricetidae. The record is from RefSeq and is a predicted model, not a curated record.